Molecule: messenger RNA, 1014 nt
Organism: Eurytemora carolleeae
Lineage: Eukaryota; Metazoa; Arthropoda; Copepoda; Calanoida; Temoridae
Product: inactive polypeptide N-acetylgalactosaminyltransferase-like protein 5
Exons: 12
Coding region: 148-999 (283 amino acids)
Biological process (GO): regulation of Notch signaling pathway
Cellular component (GO): Golgi apparatus
Molecular function (GO): Notch binding
Source: RefSeq, a predicted model, not a curated record
AAGAAGAUUUAUAUAUUUGUUUUGUUUCAGGUCAAAGAGUUGAAGUAGAGAGGAAUUCCUGAACCAAGAAAUGUAAAUUUCUGAAAUAAACUCUUAAAAAUACGAAAGAUUGUUUGAAUUUUACAAUUUCAGAUGAAAUGAAUUAAAAUGCUCGGAAUGCCGCGUGUUACUCCGAGUAAAGUUGUAACUGGCUUAUUGUUGACCAUUUUUGGUUUUGUAGCUUAUAAAUAUGUAUUUGGUGUGAAGUAUGAGGCAAAAUAUGAAUAUUCAUCUUACUACAAAUCUCUGUCAAAAAUGUCGCGAGAAGAUUUAAAACCGAAAAUAGUUUACAGAGGAACAGACCGUGAAGCGAACAUCUCUGAUCUUGCACUUGUAAAAACCAAAAAGGAGAGAGAAGAGAUGGAAAAAGGAUACAGGGAGGUAGCGUACAAUGUACUUGUGAGCCGACGUAUUGGAGAAUUCAGGGAACUCCCAGACACUCGACACAAGACUUGUUUGACUAAAGAAUAUCCAACUGUACUGCUCACUGCAUCUGUUAUCGUUUGUUUCUACAAUGAACACACAGAAACAUUGUUUAGAACUGUUGAAUCUAUUCUACGACGAUCCCCAGAAGCCAGUCUUUUAGAAGUUAUAUUGGUGAAUGAUGGAAGCGAGAGAGAAAUUGACCGCGUGGAAGCCAAGGUUAAAGAACCAAACUGGAGCAAGGUCCGUCUUCUUCAUAGUGGAGGCCGUGAAGGACUUAUCCGCGCGAGGAUUCUUGGAGCGCGAAAUGCUAGUGGGGAUGUUCUGGUUUUCCUAGACAGCCAUAUUGAGUGCAAUCAGGAAUGGUUGGAACCUCUUCUCUCUAGGAUCAGUGAAUCCUGGAGUACAGUAGUUGUUCCUAUUAUUGAUUCCAUAGACCCAGAUAUCUUUACUUACAAACCUUCCCCCUUAGGAACAGUACAGUACAGCUUAACUUAUAUUAUACAGGAAGUCCCAAUAAACAAUAAGUUAAGUUAAGUUAACAAGUUAACA